AUGGUCGCUCGUGGUGCCGCGACGAAGCCCAACUCGAAGCCCGCUACGACUUCUCUUACGCCGGAUGACAGCUUGAGGAUCUUGAACGAGCAGAGGAGCGUUAGGCCCAGCUCGCCGCAUUUCACCAUUUACCAGCCGCAGCUUACUUGGCUUGGGUCGAUUGCAAACCGUAUCACCGGGACUGGGCUUUCCGUUGGCAUGUACGCAUACGCUAUCGCCUACUUUGGCGCCCUUCACACCGGAUACGGCGAGCUGGUCUCGUCUGGCUACCUGACUUCGCUCGUCGCCAGCUUCCCCUUCUGGCUCAAGCUCUCCCUCAAGGCUCCCAUUGCUGCUGCUUUCAACUUCCACACCUGGAAUGGUAUCCGUCACUUGGCCUGGGACAUGGGCUACUUCAUCUCGGUCAAGGGAUGCUAUCAGUCGGGUUACGCUGUUCUCGGAGUCACUGCUUUGGGCACCGUGGGUUUGUGCAUGCUCUGA
Jaminaea rosea is the source of this 480-nucleotide messenger RNA. RefSeq names its product cytochrome b560 subunit of succinate dehydrogenase. Lineage: Eukaryota; Fungi; Basidiomycota; Exobasidiomycetes; Microstromatales. Gene Ontology annotation, molecular function: electron transfer activity; succinate dehydrogenase activity. The record is from RefSeq and is a predicted model, not a curated record. The transcript has 3 exons. Gene Ontology annotation, biological process: mitochondrial electron transport, succinate to ubiquinone; tricarboxylic acid cycle. Gene Ontology annotation, cellular component: membrane. Bases 1 to 480 code for a protein of 159 amino acids.